GGCCGCUGCGGCGGGGCCUGGUGGGCGCCAUGUCCACUCUAUUCCCUUCCCUGCUGCCGCGCCUGACCGAGCCGCUGUGGUUCAACCUGGACCGGCCGUGCGUGGACGAGACCGAACUGCAGCAGCAGGAGCAGCAGCACCAGGCCUGGCUCCAGAGCAUCGCAGAGAAAGACAACAACCUGGUGCCCAUUGGGAAGCCGGCCUCGGAGCACUAUGAUGAGGAGGAGGAGGAGGACGACGAGGACGAUGAAGACAGCGAAGAGGACUCUGAGGAUGAUGAAGACAUGCAGGAUAUGGAUGAGAUGAACGAUUACAACGAGUCUCCCGAUGAUGGGGAGAUCAAUGAGGUGGACAUGGAAGGGGCAGAGCAGGACCAGGACCAGUGGAUGAUCUGAUCCCAGCAGAACAGGGAGCCAGACUAAGCGUGAGAUGGGGAUUGAGCCCCCCCAUCCCUCUGCUUGGGAUUGUCCUGGAGCUGUGUGUGUGUUUGGGGGGGGGGAGGGGGUUGCUCUAUUGACCACCGCACCCCACGGCGGGCACAGCACGAAGCUGCCCAGAGGGGCCAUGAAUGCUGGGCAGUGCCAGCGGGCACGCAGCGCACAUGGGGACAGCGUGGGGACACGAGAGGAACGGAGCACCUUUUCUAAUAAACACCCAGUUUUGUAGGA
Messenger RNA from Gallus gallus (chicken), 668 nucleotides. It is a transcript of the gene ANAPC15, whose product is annotated as anaphase promoting complex subunit 15. The transcript is spliced from 4 exons. Lineage: Eukaryota; Metazoa; Chordata; Aves; Galliformes; Phasianidae. Gene Ontology annotation, cellular component: anaphase-promoting complex. Bases 30 to 395 code for a protein of 121 amino acids. The record is from RefSeq and is a predicted model, not a curated record. Gene Ontology annotation, biological process: regulation of mitotic cell cycle spindle assembly checkpoint.